GCAUGAAAACAGAACCUGGAAAAGAGCAGAAGUCAAAUUUCAAAAGCCCCAUAUUUUACCCCAAAACCCGCCAUGACGACUCUAAAACAUGACCCAAAGGAUAUCACCGAGCGUGAACAGGUUCGGAAGGUAUUCUUGGGGGGUCUGAAUUCAGAAACUCUGGAGGCAACCCUGCGAGACCACUUUGGCCAGUACGGGGAUAUGACAGACUGCUGUGUUAUCCGGGAUGCAGCCAAGAAGUCACGGUGCUUUGGCUUUGUUACCUUCACCAAGAUGGCCAUGGUGGAUGCAGUCAUGGCCGACUUCAAAGAGAAAGGAGGCCCCACGUUGGAUGGCAAGACAAUAGAAAUUAAGAGGGCGAUUCCACGAGAGGAUUCUUGUGAAGGUGCUGCCAAGGAGAGAGUAAAGAAGGCAUUCGUAGGAGGCAUCCGGGAAGAAACGACAGAGGAAGACCUUCGGGAGUACUUCAGUAAAUAUGGCGUCGUCACAGAAGUCAAGAUUCCCACCGAUAAGACCACAAAGAAACGAGGUUUUGCCUUUGUCACUUUUGAUGACCAUGAUAUCGUCAACAAAAUAGUAGCAAUAAAGACUCACUACAUCAACGAUAGACGGUGUGAAGCUAAGAAGGCUGUGCCCAGAAAUGUGAUCACCAAGAAAGACGGUCCUGACAACUUCGGCGGUGGUGGUGGUAACUUCAGAGGUGGGGAUUUUGGAAAUAACUUUGGCAAUGACAGAGGUAACUUCGGCGGCGGUCUCAACAAUGGAGGAAACUUUGGUGGUGGGCAAGGUUUUGGAGGAAACUUUGGAGGGGGCCAAGGAUUUGGUAACAACUUUGGUGGAGGUGGGGGAGGAUUUGAUGGUGGAAACUUUGGAAACAAUUGGAACAAUAGUGGAGGCAGUGGUGGUUACAAUAGCUUUGGGAGGAACUACAGUGGGGAUAGUUCAAACUUUGGCCCCAUGAAAGGCACACAGUUCAACAACAGAGGCCAGACUCCAUACAGUGGUGGCAAUGGAUAUGGCAACAAUAUGGGGAGGAAUAUGGGAGGGAAUAUGGGUGGUAAUAUGGGUGGCAAUAUGGGUAACAUGGGUAACAUGGGUAACAUGGGUGGGAAUAUGGGUGGUAAUAUGGGUGGAAAUAUGGGAAACAUGGGUGGCAAUAUGGGUAACAUGGGUGGCAACAUGGGUGGCAAUAUGGGUACUGGUACCAAUAUGGGUAACAUUGGACGGGGAGUGGGUGGAGGAAUGGACAAUAUGGGUGGGGGAAUGGGAAACAUGGGUGGGGGAAUGGGAAACAUGGGUGGGGGGAUUGGAAAUAUGGGUGGGGGGAUGGGAAACAUGGGUGGGGGGAUGGGAAACAUGGGUGGGGGAAUGGGAAAUAUGGGUGGGGGGAUGGGAAAUAUGGGUGGAGGGAUGGGAAACAUGGGUGGGGGGAUGGGAAAUAUGGGUGGGGGGAUGAACAAUAUGGGGGGAGGCAUGAGUGGUAGGAUGAGUGGAAUGAAUAACGUUGGUGGGAACAUGAUAGGUGGGAACAUGGGCAGUGGUGGGGGGAGUGGCUAUGGGAGGGGAGGCAACUAUGGAUCAGGAGGAGGAAACAGUGGAUACAGCGGCAGUUCUGAUGUGGGAGGUGGUGGCAGGAGGUUCUAA
Messenger RNA from Patiria miniata (bat star), 1644 nucleotides. Its product is annotated as heterogeneous nuclear ribonucleoprotein A3 homolog 2-like. Lineage: Eukaryota; Metazoa; Echinodermata; Asteroidea; Valvatida; Asterinidae. The record is from RefSeq and is a predicted model, not a curated record. Gene Ontology annotation, molecular function: RNA binding.